AUGCUCCCCAUGACCAAAGCCGCAAAGGAAAGCUUCCUGCGCUGCCUCUCCGGACCUGACACCAGCAUGCUAUUCAGGGAAAUUGUUAAAUAUCCAGAUUCUGUCAUUCAUCAAACAUCAGCUAGGCAUUUUAAUGUCCCUGUCCUCACUAUCUCAUCUCAUGGGUUGCACCUUCACCUUCCAGUUCAGACCCUCCCACCUCAAAACCUCUCGGUCAUCUUGAUGAGAUCUGGCGACUUCUUGCUGACCUGGAAAGCACCUGAUGGAAGCCAAGGGCUGGGCAAUGCACUGCAGUAUGAAGUCACUUACAAGCGGCAGUGGGAGUCCUGGGAGAAAGCUGCCUCGCUCUUGCUCUCCAACACCACACUUUGCCACCUCAGCCGUGACAGCCUUGUCCCAGGGAGCAGCUACGUUGCCCGUGUGCGAGCCAGACCGGGGCGGGCCAGCGGCUUCUCUGGGCAGUAUAGCGAGUGGAGCACGGAGGCAUCAUGGGAGACCCCUGAAGGUGGCCUUCAGCCCAGGAACCUUCACUGCCUCUUCAACGGUGCAGAUCGUCUGAUGUGCAGCUGGGAAGUGAAGAAAGAGAUCAUCACCUCUGUCCUCUUUGGCUUGUUCUUCAGGGCUACUCUGGCAUCAGCUUAUCACCUUAGAGAGCUGUCAGUUAGAGAGUUGACAAUAGCAGCUAAGCCCUGUGUUUUUUCACCAGACAAGGAUGAUGAAGAGAAGUCCAGCGAGUUCCAUGGAGCUGAGCAUCUGCACUUGCCUGCCCAUUGACUGCUGGUCUGUCGUGCCUGUUUGCCAGGCUUCCAUGCAAGAGCUGCUCAUGAAAGUAUUGCUUUCCAGACUUACUUUGCUUUCAAUGGUCCAUACUUGUACAGCCCAGUGUUGUCCUCCCAGCCUGAUAUGCACCAGACCCUGGAAGUGGACCCAGCAGGAGCCCGUGAGAAAUCAGUUUCCCUUCAGUAUGUUACCCUCCCAAAGGAAGACUGCCCCCAGGCUCCACAGGGGCAAGAACAAGGAGGAGCAGGCCCUCCACAGCCCUUCCUGCUCCCAGCUCAGAAGGAAAAGAUGCAGCACCUUGACGAUGAGAAAGAAGUCUCACUGGCCCCAUCAGCCUGCAGGAAAGACAUGAACAUGAGAACAGAAGAGCAAAAAUCUCCAAAGGCUUUUAGCUGUCUCACAUCUCCUCAGCAGUGCCCCUUGGAGUACAUCACCACAGAGAGCCUGUUUCUGCCAUCAGCCAGUGACUCCAUGCAUCCACCACUUGUCACUGCUGGGGAGUUACCUUGUGACCCACAGGAGCCCCAGCCCCCCAGCGACCACUCUUGCCAUGAGUUUUCUCCUGAGAAAACUGCUGUCAAUGUCUCCAUUUCAGGUCAAGCACCAACCUCUUCUCCUGAAUUGCACCUGGAUACAUUUGGAGAUUAUCUUACUGUCCCUUUAGGUAUCCACAGACAUUCAGAACCCACAAAAAUGUCCUUACAUACUUUUUGCAAAGGUGUAAUUUUUCCCAAAGAACCUGUGUUGGAGAACAACGUAGUCAUAUUUAAUCCUGGCAGCACCAUAAUAUUUUUCCUCCACUAUGGGCAAGUGUUUCCUGUCUGCAACCUAAAACCCAGUAAGAAGGUGCAGAUCAGUCAGAAAGAUCCCCAAGUGUAUUGGGUUUGCGUGUCAAGGUUUUGGUAG
Athene cunicularia (burrowing owl) is the source of this 1686-nucleotide messenger RNA. RefSeq lists its product as uncharacterized. The record is from RefSeq and is a predicted model, not a curated record. Gene Ontology annotation, molecular function: protein binding; cytokine receptor activity. Gene Ontology annotation, biological process: immunoglobulin mediated immune response; cytokine-mediated signaling pathway. NCBI's taxonomy places the organism in Eukaryota, Metazoa, Chordata, Aves, Strigiformes, Strigidae. Gene Ontology annotation, cellular component: external side of plasma membrane.